Molecule: messenger RNA, 957 nt
Organism: Xyrichtys novacula (pearly razorfish)
Lineage: Eukaryota; Metazoa; Chordata; Actinopteri; Labriformes; Labridae
Source: the annotation of a GenBank genome assembly
AUGAAGAACAGCAGCAGCAGUUCUGUGAAGUCUCUGUAUUUCCAGUUCACUCUGUUCACAGAUCAGGGCUCCCUCAGAUACCUCUUCUUCAGUCUGUGUCUGCUGCUCUACAUGACCAUCGUCUCUGCCAACCUGGCCAUCAUCCUGGCAGUCUGCCUGGAGAAGUCUCUCCAUCAUCAGCCCAUGUAUAUCUUCAUCUGCUGUCUGUCCUGUAACUCUCUGUACGGCUCGGUGGGCUUCUUCCCCAGGUUUCUCAUGGACGUCAUCUCAGACACUCACCUCAUCCCUCAGACAGCUUGUUUCAUCCAGAUCUAUAUCGUUUACUCGUACCUGGGAAACGAGCUGACCCUCCUCACCGUCAUGGCGUACGACAGACUCGUAGCGAUCUGUCAGCCUCUGCACUAUCACAGGAAGAUGACGGGGAGGAAGGUGAAGCUCCUGAUCGUCCUGUCCCUGUCCUACCCUGCGGUUAUCGUCUCUCCUUUCGUUUGUUUCCUGACCCUCGUGAACUUUUGUGGAAACAAGAUUCAGAGGAUUUUCUGCACCUCCUGGCCCGUGAUUCAGCUCUCAUGUGGCGACACUUCUGAUAAAAACAUCGGCGGUCAGGUUUCCGCUAUAGUGACCAUCUUCUUCCCUGUGGCUUUCGUCCUCUUCACAUACCUGCGAAUCCUUCUGGUCUGCAGGAGAAGUUCUGUUAAAUUCAGAGGAAAGGCCUUACAGACCUGUCUGCCCCACAUGUUGACUUUUAUUAACUUUUCUAUCUCCGUUUUCUGUGACCAUAUACUGUCCAGACACUUGAUCGGUGACUUAAGUCAGAUCGUAGUUGUGGUUUUAUCCCUGGAGUUCAUGAUCGUUCCCCCCAUCCACAACCCUCUGGUUUACGGUCUGAGUUUACCUCAGAUCAGAGGAGUGAUCUUUAGACGUUUGAAGGUUCGUAAAAUCAAAAAUACUCCUUAA